Messenger RNA from Propithecus coquereli (Coquerel's sifaka), 2073 nucleotides. It is a transcript of the gene SLC28A2, whose product is annotated as solute carrier family 28 (concentrative nucleoside transporter), member 2. Gene Ontology annotation, molecular function: purine nucleoside transmembrane transporter activity; nucleoside:sodium symporter activity. The record is from RefSeq and is a predicted model, not a curated record. Bases 15 to 1991 code for a protein of 658 amino acids. Gene Ontology annotation, biological process: retina homeostasis; nucleoside transmembrane transport. Gene Ontology annotation, cellular component: membrane. The transcript is spliced from 18 exons. NCBI's taxonomy places the organism in Eukaryota, Metazoa, Chordata, Mammalia, Primates, Indriidae.
GCUGGGUUGAGGAGAUGGAGAAAGCUGGUGGAAGAGAGCCCAUCGCUGUGUCCACGGUGGAGAGUGGCGUAGAGAACCCGGGGCUGGAGCUCACGGAAGAAGUGGCAGAGCCUGAGGGGAGCAGGAGGACUGAAGCUCAAGAACACAGCCUUGGGGAUGGGCUGGGCCUGCCCCCUCGCCAGAGGAGGAUUCUACAGCCUUUCACCAAGGCAAGAAGUUUUUGCAAAACACAUGCCAGCUUGUUCAAGAAGAUCCUCUUGGGCCUGUUGUGUUUGGCCUAUGCUGCCUACUUCCUGGCAGCUUGCAUCUUGGAUUUCCAGAGGGCACUGGCCUUGUUUGUCAUCACUUGUUUGGUGAUCUUCAUCCUGGUUCACCACUUGCUGAAAAAACUCUUUGGCAACAAAUUAAUAAGAUAUCUGGAGCCCUUUAAAAACUCCUGCCUGAGGGCUUGGAUGAAAUGGGCGGUUGCAGGAAUCUCCUUGGUUGGCCUUAUACUGUGGUUGGCUCUUGACACAGCCCAAAGGCCAGAGCAGCUGAUCUCCUUUGCAGGAAUCUGCAUGUUCAUCCUCAUCCUCUUUGCCUGCUCCAAACACCACAGAGCAGUAAACUGGAGGACAGUGUUUUGGGGCCUGGGUCUUCAGUUUGUCUUUGGGAUCUUGGUCAUCAGAACUGAUCCUGGAUUUAAUGCAUUUCAGUGGCUGGGAGAGCAGAUCCAGAUUUUCCUGAACUACACUGUGGCUGGCUCCAGUUUUGUCUUUGGGGAUGUGCUGGUCAAGGAUAUCUUUGCUUUUCAGUCCUUGCCAAUCAUCCUUUUCUUUGGAUGUGUGAUGUCCAUUCUCUACUACCUGGGUCUCGUGCAGUGGGUAGUCCAGAAGAUUGCAUGGUUUUUGCAAAUCACCAUGGGCACUACUGCCACGGAGACUCUGGCUGUGGCAGGAAACAUCUUUGUGGGUAUGACAGAGGCACCUCUGCUCAUCCGUCCCUACCUUGCAGACAUGACCUACUCUGAAAUCCAUGCGGUGAUGACUGGAGGGUUUGCCACCAUUUCAGGCUCUGUGUUGGGGGCCUUCAUAUCCUUCGGGAUCGACGCGUCAUCCUUGAUUUCUGCCUCUGUGAUGGCCGCCCCUUGUACUCUCGCCUUGUCAAAGCUAGUAUAUCCAGAAGUGGAAGAGUCCAAGUUCAAGAGUGAGGAGGGGGUAAAACUGCCUCCUGGGAAGGAGAAGAAUGUCCUGGAAGCUGCCAGCAGUGGAGCCAUAGAGGCCAUCGGCCUGGCUGCUAAUGUAGCAGCCAACCUGAUCGCAUUUUUGGCAGUGUUGGCCUUCGUCAACGCUGCCCUCUCCUGGCUGGGGGAAUUGGUGGAUAUACAGGGGCUCACUUUCCAGGUCAUCUGCUCCUAUGUCCUAAGGCCCCUGGUUUUCAUGAUGGGAGUGGAGUGGACAGACUGUCCAAUGGUGGCUGAGAUGGUGGGAAUCAAGUUCUUCACAAAUGAGUUUGUGGCCUAUCAGCAACUGUCUCAGUAUAAGAACAAACGUCUUUCUGGAGUGGAAGAGUGGAUUGGGGAUGAGAAACAGUGGAUUUCUGUGAGAGCUGAAAUCAUCACAACAUAUUCCCUCUGUGGAUUUGCCAAUCUUAGUUCCAUAGGAAUCACACUAGGAGGCCUGACCUCCAUGGUACCUCACCGGAAGAGUGACUUUUCCAAGGUUGUGGUCAGGGCCCUCUUCACAGGGGUCUGUGUAUCCCUCGUCAGUGCCUGUGUGGCAGGAAUCCUCUAUGUCCCCAGGGGAGCUGAAACUGACUGUGUUUCCUUCCUAAACACAAGUUUCACCAAUAGAACCUAUGAGACCUACGUGUGCUGCACAGGGCUCUUUCAGAGUACUUCUCUGAAUGGCACCAACCCUCCUUCUUUUUCCGGUCCCUGGGAAGACAAGGAGUUCAGUGCCAUGGCCCUUGCUAACUGCUGUGGAUUCUACACCAAUGCUGUUUGUGCCUAAGGCUGCUUGGUCCAUUGCCAUAAUAGUUUCGAUUUUAACAGCUUUUUGAUGGCAAAGAUGUUUACGUACUCAGGGUUCCCAC